Strongylus vulgaris is the source of this 684-nucleotide messenger RNA. NCBI's taxonomy places the organism in Eukaryota, Metazoa, Nematoda, Chromadorea, Rhabditida, Strongylidae. The record is from the annotation of a GenBank genome assembly.
AUGGCGCACACCGGUACAAGCGAAUUCAUCUCUGGUAGUAGCGUGACUGCCGGAGAAAUCCGGGAAAUUCGCGAAAGGGAGAAGAGGGAGAUGCGAGGGUUGAACGAUCGACUAGCAGCUUAUAUCGAACAGGUUCGUUUCCUGGAAGCACAAAAUCGAAAACUCAACCAUGACCUGGAAAGAUUGACGAAGGGUAAACACGCACCCGGAAUCCGCAUGAUGUACGAAAAAGAGAUAACGCAGUCGCAAUCCAUCAUCGCCGGUUCUAAAAGAGACUAUGGAAAUACAGAAAAGGAAAGAAUGAACUAUGAGCACCAAGCUCAGGCUCUUAUCGAAGAGUGCAAGUUGAUUGCUACCAGCAAUAAUGUUAAAAUGGAUAAGUACAAAUAUCAAGAUACAACCGAGGAGAAUCGUGCAAUCUUCCGUCAAGGACUAUUGGAAGCAAUUGCCGAAAUUCGCAAACUUUACGAUGAGGACACAUCAAAGUUCCGUAGUGAAAUGGAAUCUUGGUAUAGCAAGCAGGUUAUUGGAAUCCGUACCAGCAGCCGCCUUGCAGCAGAUGCCACCACUACAAAGGAGGUUGCGCCUGAUGGCUCAUCCAUUACCAUAGAGAAUACAUCUGUUUCACAUGAUGAAAUGAUCGGCGAGUGGAGAUUACGUAGUUGUGGUGCAGGCCGUGAUGUA